Molecule: messenger RNA, 2220 nt
Organism: Sorghum bicolor (sorghum)
Lineage: Eukaryota; Viridiplantae; Streptophyta; Magnoliopsida; Poales; Poaceae
Product: probable bifunctional riboflavin biosynthesis protein RIBA 2, chloroplastic
Exons: 8
Coding region: 205-1869 (554 amino acids)
Biological process (GO): riboflavin biosynthetic process
Cellular component (GO): chloroplast
Molecular function (GO): GTP cyclohydrolase II activity; 3,4-dihydroxy-2-butanone-4-phosphate synthase activity
Source: RefSeq, a predicted model, not a curated record
ACGCCUCUCCUACCCACCCGCGUCCCGGCGUCCGCAGCACCAACCCCCGCUUUCCUCCCUCCGCCGAAUCACCCCCAAAACAAACCAAAACCCAAACAGCACUUGUCCUCCGAGGACAAUCGCCGACGUCGCCGGCCGGAGCAGCCAGACGCCGCCGACGGUUGCUUUGCGCCUCAUCGUCCGGCCCGGCGGCCCAGGGCGAGCAUGGCUUCGGUUGCGCCCCCGUCUUCCUCCGUGGCUGCCCUCACCCGCCAACCGGUGCAGUUCUUGAAAGGGUGCAGUGUAUCCAAGGAGACAAAGGGACCUAUCAGCAGUUUCUUCCCUGCAAAUUCAAACAGCACUAAGGUGAAAUCAGUGGGCUUGAGAGUAGCAUCAUCCUUCAGAAGUGAUGGCAGUUAUCCAGCUGGCGGUGUCUCUGGGAAUGGCGACACGCUAUUGCCAAAAAGCACAUCCGUCCGUGGCCAGGACCAUCCGGUUGCUGACCCUGUACUCCCAUUGGAUUCCAUGAUUACGCCAGAAAUCCUCUCUACUAAUUUGGCACGUGCUGUGGAGAAGUUCUCAGAUGAUGACACAGAUACUGAACUUGAUUUGGAUAGCCCGACAGAGGGCUUCGCAUCGAUUGCAGAUGCCAUUGAGGACAUACGACAAGGAAAACUUGUGAUUGUUGUUGACGACGAAUCAAGGGAAAAUGAAGGAGAUCUGAUAAUGGCUGCCAACUUGGUUACCCCAGAGGCUAUGGCUUUUAUAGUAAGGCAUGGGACAGGAAUUGUUUGUGUCAGCAUGAAAGAAGAUGAUCUGGAAAGACUGAACCUUCCUUUGAUGGUUACCACAAAAGAAAACGAGGAGAAGCUAUGCACUGCUUUCACUGUUACAGUGGAUGCAAAAGAGGGCACAACUACUGGGGUAUCUGCCAAGGACAGGGCAAAAACAGUCAUGACUCUUGCAUCUCCUGACUCUAAGCCUGAGGACUUCAACCGCCCUGGUCAUAUUUUCCCUUUGAAAUACAGAGAAGGAGGUGUUCUGAAACGAGCUGGACACACCGAGGCAUCUGUUGAUCUUGCCAUGCUGGCUGGAUUACCUCCUGUUGCUGUCCUUUGUGAGAUUGUGGAUGAUGCAGAUGGUUCCAUGGCUCGCCUACCAAAGUUGCGUGUCUUUGCUGAAAAGGAGAAUUUGAAGAUUAUAUCUAUUGCUGACUUGAUUAGGUAUAGGAGGAAACGAGACAGGCUAAUUGAACGUGCUUCUGUUGCGCGCUUGCCUUUGAAAUGGGGCAAUGUCCGUGCCUAUUGCUACAAAUCUGUUAUCGAUGGCAUAGAGCAUAUUGCCAUGGUGAAAGGUGAUAUUGGCGAUGGCCAAGACAUUUUGGUGAGGGUGCACUCUGAGUGCCUCACAGGCGACAUUUUUGGAUCAGCGAGAUGUGAUUGUGGUGACCAGCUUGCAAUGGCAAUGGAGAUGAUUGAGAAGGCUGGAAGGGGUGUAUUAGUUUAUCUCCGUGGACAUGAAGGAAGGGGUAUUGGCCUGGGCCACAAGCUUCGUGCCUAUAACUUACAGGAUGAUGGGCGUGAUACUGUGGAAGCUAAUGAGGAACUUGGUCUUCCUGUGGACUCACGGGAAUAUGGGAUUGGCGCACAGAUAUUACGGGAUCUAGGAGUCCGUUCAAUGAAGCUGAUGACUAAUAACCCUGCAAAAUAUAGUGGUCUGAAGGGUUAUGGACUGAGCAUUGCGGGCAGGGUGCCCUUGAUUACGCCAAUUACCAGUGAGAACCGUAAGUACCUGGAGACCAAAAGAACAAAGAUGGGACAUGUAUAUGGAUUGGCUAAUGUGCAGGCUAACCAACCAAGUGGCAGCCAGAGCACAGAAGAGAAGCAUUAGGCCCAACAAAGCACGGUCUCCAUCCCAAUUCCAGCUUGGUGGCACAAAGAGUGAUAUGGUUUCUUCUUUUGGGGAGUUCCUGAAAUCGUCUCCCCCGAUAUCUCUGUAGAUUCUUUCGCAAAGAAGGCGAUAUUUCAGUAGAUUUGUUCUUCAAUUGUAACUGUAGGUUUCAAGAUGGCUAAUAAUGAAAUGCACGGAGUUUGUCGUCGAUGCUGUAGUUGUCUGGUGUUGAGCUUUGUCGCCUUGGUGUGGUUGUCCCGAUGGAGUUGUGGCGCAGCCAAGAUUUUGCAGCAGGAUAUUCCAUGUACAAAAGAAAUUUCUAAUGCAAAUAAGAAAUAUAUUGGACCAUAA